GAUACAUUUUUUUUUUUAUUAACAAAAGCAUAUAAAAACAUUAAAUGCUCCUAAGCCAAAAGCAGCGCGAUCACCUGUCGCUGCUUCAGCGACCGGCAAACGAAGUAGUGGAGCUAUGUAAGGCGGCCUUUGAAUUUCUCCUGACGGGACCAAACCCCGAACGCUUUCAGUUGAUUGCCAACAACUAUACCUCUGCAUCCACUUCCUCUGCUGCCAGUCCCAGCGUAGAGCCAGCUGCAGUGCAGCAUGCAGUAGAGGCCCUAAUCUCCCUGCUCAUCCAUAUGACAACACGAGCCAGUAGCAGUGGCCUGGAGCUGCAAGAUUUAUUACGUCAAACAUUCCCCGAACUCGGUGCGGAGGUCCUCGAUGUCCUGGAACAGUUUGUCACCAGCAAACGCAGCUUUAUUGAGGGCUCCAUUAAAUCGGCCAAUAUACGUUCCUAUCGGCUAGUCAAUCUGGAUUGGCGAUUGGAAGUGCGCAUAGCAUCGAGAAGUUUGUUAGAGCAAUGCCAAAUAUUUGUCACUAUGAAAUUAUAUUUACACACCGAGCCCAAGAACGAAAAUCGGGAACUCUUGGAAUUCGAUCUCAUGGAAAGAAGCGAAGAAGAAGUCAAGGCAAUGAAAGAAGACGAGCGUCAACAUCGAAAGGAUUUGCUGGUACAAACCGAUGUGGGUAGUUUGGUUCAUAUGAUAAAAACCCUGGAGGAUGCCCUCAAUGAAUCGAAAACACGACGUAUACGCAAUAUUGUAGAUGCUUUACAUUGAAUUAGCUAUAAUAAUUAUUCUCCAUUUGUUUUUAAUAUUUACUCUGAGCUGGACCAAUUAAAUAUAAAAUAAUAAUAAAAUCUGUAUUAAGUCUACCGUCCUAAGGUAAUAGGAAUUUCCAAA
Molecule: messenger RNA, 887 nt
Organism: Drosophila willistoni
Lineage: Eukaryota; Metazoa; Arthropoda; Insecta; Diptera; Drosophilidae
Exons: 1
Coding region: 45-764 (239 amino acids)
Source: RefSeq, a predicted model, not a curated record